Molecule: messenger RNA, 336 nt
Organism: Monascus purpureus
Lineage: Eukaryota; Fungi; Ascomycota; Eurotiomycetes; Eurotiales; Aspergillaceae
Source: the annotation of a GenBank genome assembly
AUGUUCUCAUCCCUUCCAAUAAUCGCGGAAGCAACAGGCAAUAGGUUUCUGGUGAUAAGCCCUUGGCCUCACUCUCUUGCUGCCAACAUGUCUCUAUCACCCGCUGCUGCAAAGGGAGAGAUAGCCAUCGGCAAGGAAGAGCUUGGGGAAAGCUCACCUAGGUCGUCCUCGACGAGAAACAGUCCUGCCACACCGCGCAGUCGGCCUGUUGUCUUCCGCGGCACACUCUUCCAGAUCCUUCUUGUCGGCUUUUGCACCUUCUGUGCACCCGGAAUAUGGAGUGCCAUGAAUGGCCUUGGAGUCGGUGGCUCGCAGAGCCCGGGUCAAUGCCGCUAA